This is a messenger RNA of Orcinus orca (killer whale), 3007 nucleotides long. RefSeq names its product V-set and transmembrane domain containing 2A (gene VSTM2A). The record is from RefSeq and is a predicted model, not a curated record. The transcript has 5 exons. NCBI's taxonomy places the organism in Eukaryota, Metazoa, Chordata, Mammalia, Artiodactyla, Delphinidae. The coding region runs from base 335 to 1042 and encodes 235 amino acids.
CGCCGGACCCGCCGCAGGAAGCGGAAGGCGGGCGGUCGAGUGGCCAGGCACUGCCCCGCGCCGCGAUCCGGGUGUGCACGCGCAGCCCGCCGGAGCCCAGCACGCCGGAGCCCAGCCCGGUGCCCAGCCCGCCACUGCGCCGCCGGCUCCCCGGUCCGCGUCCACAGAGCCAUUCCGCGCCGGCAAGCAGCAGGAUGUUAGCGGCGCCGCGCCCCGGGCGCUGAGACCGAGCCCGCGAGACAGUGGCAUUCCUUUCUUUUAGGGCUUUUUGGCUGUUGGCUACACUGAUGUGACGACCCCCACCCCCCAUUUUUUUUUUUUUUUUUUUGGAACGAUGGGGAUCUUUCUGGCGUAUGUUGGAUUUGUUUUCUUUUCCGUUUUAUAUGUACAGCAAGGGCUUUCUUCUCAAGCAAAAUUUACCGAGUUUCCACGGAACGUGACGGCAACCGAGGGGCAGAAUGUGGAGAUGUCCUGCGCUUUCCAGAGCGGCUCCUCCUCGGUGUACCUGGAGAUCCAGUGGUGGUUCCUGCGGGGGCCGGAGGACCUGGACCCCGGGGCUGAAGUGGCCGGGGCACAGACGGAGCUGCUGCCAUACCGGGACCCGGACGGCGACGGGACCAAGAUCAGCACAGUGAAAGUCCAAGGCAAUGACAUCUCUCACAAGCUUCAGAUUUCCAAAGUGAGGAAAAAGGAUGAAGGCUUAUAUGAAUGCAGGGUGACCGACGCCAAUUAUGGAGAGCUUCAGGAACACAAAGCCCAGGCCUACCUAAAAGUCAACGCCAACAGCCAUGCUCGGAGGAUGCAGGCCUUCGAGGCCUCGCCCAUGUGGCUGCAGGAUGUGAAGCCCCGCAAGAACGUCUCGGCGGCCGCUCCCGGCAGCAUGCACAGCUCUGCCAACCAGCGAGUGCUCUCCACUUCCAGCCCUCAAGCGGUAGCCAAAAUCCCCAAACAAAGUCCACAAUCAGGUGCGAGGAUAGCUACAAGCCAUGGACUUUCUGUCCUGCUUCUUGUCUGUGGCUUUGUGAAGGGUGCUUUGCUUUAGUCUAAAGUGCUGACUUUUUUCCAAUAUCACUUUCUCUUCUUAAAGCAAAGAGCAAAUCGCCUGUAAAAUCUACGGAGCGGACAGCAAAGUUGACCCUAAACUCCAAGCACCACUCUGCACCCACUGUACUCUAAUUACCUACACAAGGAGCACCUGCUUUCGGAAACAAACGAAGAGGCUAUCUCACUUUGUUCAUCACAUUUUCUUGGGCAAAUCACUGAUCUUUUAUUUCAAGAGAAUUAGUGUGAAGUGAUAGAACAUUUUCUAAUAGCAAGAUCUAUUUUUUUUUCCUUUUCUUUCGGCUACUCAAAGCAUCAUCUCACUGACUGCUCAGGGGUUGGCCUGACCGUCAUCGGUAUAGUGAAUAUUUACUACAGAUACCACUGAUUUCCUACUAAAAGACCCAUUAUCUGCAGGAAGUAAGCAGAGAUCAAAAGGCUACAGAACAUAAACUAUCAUCAAAGAAAACUCCUGUCUGGGGGCAAGAACAAAAUUUUCAACACUGCGAGUCAACAAUGAAAACAUUGUUUUAAAUAAGAAAUAAUAAAAGAUAAUUUCUUUUUGAAUUUUUCCCCUUUUCUUGGGUUUUUCUCCUUUUUCUUGAUUGUAGUUCUUGUUCAAUAUGGCAAGUGCUGAUUAUGGCCAAUCCCUGUCAAUCCUGGGAGGUUUAUAUAAAAACAUUUUGAGUGUUCUAUAUUUCAGUGCAUUUUAAUUCAUUUUGCAAUUCUUGUAUAUGCAAAUGAUAAAUUCUGUAAAUUGCUUAUAGUAUGUGCGAUAUAACUUCAAAGUAGAUAGACUAUGAGCCUCAUGCAAGCUGAUUUUUACCAUUCUCUGUAUAAAUAUAUACAAAUAAGUAUCUAUAUGUUGGGUCAUCAACCAACUUUUUUUUGGAUAAAACAUAUGUUUUUCACUUAUUCCUACAUUGUGGGCAUUUUGUAAUGCAUUGUUUCACUUCCACAGGUUUGACAGUUGCAGAUGGUUUCUGUUGCCCUCUGCUUCCUUCUGGAAAAUGCAUAUUCAAAAUCGUAUCGGUCUCUGAUAAAUGAAUUAAUUUUGCUGUGUGUAUGCUGUGUUGAAAUUUGCUAUGUUCCUUUAUAUGUGGUGUUUAUUGAGGUUUGAGGAUCUUUUGACUCUGAAGAAUGUAAGCUCUCUGGUUUUGACAGCCAUUCCUGUAUCAUCAUCAUCAUUAUUGUCAAAAAGCAAUGUCGCAUCUAGAAAAUUUGCCUUGGAAGUGAAUAUGGGGUAGGUGAAGUGGUCAUCGUGAAUCCCUAAAUUCAUAGAAGAACACUUCUUCCUGUGGCUAAAAAAAUGCUGCUUCCUUUGACCUUUAUGAAUUUUUGUAGCUUUGUCAUUCUGUUAUUUGCUGCUAAUUAUAGUUUAAUGUCUCCUAAUUAAAAAUUAAAAUUUGGUUGUUGGCUAAAUAUAAUAUGCAAAAGAUGACUGCAGAUCCCCGACUAAAGAAGAUAAUGUGUUCAGUGUUCACUAGUUAAGUGAAUUAUAACUUUAAAUAUUACAUUCUUAUUUUUGGCUUUAUGAUAAUUCAGACUACUUAAUUUAGAACCUGUUUUCUACUCUGGCAAAGAACUAUAGGCAGGACUAGCAAUGUGUUCUGAAUACACUGUGGAGUAGAUAUGGUUGAGAUGGAAAUGACCUAAGUUUUCCUUCCAGAGAGAUUCUUCCAUUUUCUUUCAUAACAAACCAGAAGUUCAUCUCUAUAGGACCGUCAGCACCAAGCCUAAGGUCCUAGACUGAAGCUUGAAGGCAAUGAAUACCUCUGCUUUUCAAAGGUAAAUGCAUUGAUUUUCUGCAGUUCAAUUACAAGCAGUGUGAUAUUUUCAUAAUAUCCUUGACAUUAUCUUCUGAGAAAAUGUUUCAUGCUAAAUAUUUUAUUGACAUUUUUCUUGUUCCUUUGGUUUAUUAUUUCAGUCUAAUGAGAAAAAUAAAAGAUUUGAUUGCACUAUUUUA